AUGUGGGGAGAUCCAGAGUGGGAGAAGGGUGCCGUGCUGGCAGUGAGGGUGGCGUGGCAAGAAUGCAAGGCCGAGAAGGAGGACAUGUCGCUGGACACCGACAAGGAGGACACGUCGCUGGAUGCCGAGCACCUCGUGGUAGAUGCUGAUGGUGCCAGUGGGCAAGGCACAAGGAGCGGUGUGCUAUCCCCAUCCCAAAGCACAGCUACAAAUGAAGAAGUUGAGGAUACCUCGGGACAAGAAGAUAGGAUCAGCCCUGUAAAGAAGGUGGAGGAAGACGGAAGACACUGCGCCCUGCAGCCAACUGGGUCGACUUCCCAAGACUCAGUGGUUCUUGACAGCCAGCUUGACCAUGCCUCGGUGCAUGGGUGGCUGCCAAACUUCCUCGGUGACGAGAAGGCUGUGACCUCGCUUCCUGUGGUUGAAUUUGCACAGGAGCCCAAAGGUCAGUCAGGGUCACAUGAACAGCGCGAGAGCUGUUUCUCUGAUGGGAUUGAAAAGGAGGCAAAAAAGAAAAAAGGAAACGACGAAAGUGGAAUGUGUGCUGAGAAAGCAUCUAGCGGAAUCCCUGGAGACCUCUGCAGGCAGGGUGUGUGUUGCCCAGCUGCUCACCGAUCAUCCAGAUGUGCUUCAGCCAGCUCUGUGGUUCAGCAGUCCUACAAAGUACCUCCAGUUCUGGAAUCCAGAAGUAGCCGUGAUGGGACCAAGGGGAAAAAAGUGUUACUUGAGAAUCCACAGAUUCUACCACCAGUCAGGAAGAAGCCACGCACCUUCUAUAGCGCAGAGCAGCUAGAAGAGUUGGAGAAGGUGUUCCAGGAAGACCACUACCCCGACAAUGAGAAGAGGAGGGAGAUCGCGGCCGUGGUUGGUGUGGCACCACAGCGUGUCUUGGUCUGGUUCCAGAAUCGCAGGGCAAAGUGGCGGAAAUUGGAGAAGUUGAGCGUGAAAGGCGACAAAAAAUAUCCAACAUCAUCAGCUCUGUCAGUCCCCUUCAGGUCAGAUGGUUAUGGGCCACCUCUUCUGCCCGUGCCUCCAUUGCCUGACGUUGUUCAUGACCAGUCUGCCAUGCUGGGUGUAGACACUACAGCUGGGAACUACUCCAGCCUGCUCAGUGGACUUCCUGCACUACCUGACUCCUCCUCAGUCUCUUCAGCGGCCGGAGCGUCGUCGUCUUGUGAAGCGGUUGAGACAAAGGCGUUGCCACAGCUCAGCUUUGGUUCCAGCAGAACUGGAGAAGAGUGCUUCCCUGGUUUUCCCAGCCCACCACCCAUCUGCAGGGCCAGCCUCCCCCUCAGCCUGCUCCUCAACCCCGACAACCACAUUGUUCCCUUGAUGCUGGACCCUCCCAACAGCCAAUGCAGCUCCUCCAGCCAGGAAAACAGCUCCAGGGAAGCCUUCACUUACAGCAUCCAGCAUCAAGGUUUGAGUUCACCGGUCUCCUGCAACUGCCCUGAGCAGCUGGAGUUGGCAGGCGACCUAGAGACCCCUUACUCUCCCUACAGCAACCUGGGUGGAAUUUACCAGCUGCCCCAAUACCCCCAGCUCUCCCAGUUCCACCAUCUGCCGGGUCACCUGGCCAGCAACGUGCUCUCCAGUCUCAGCCUGGCUCCUACAUCAUCCACAGAGUCCCACACAGGUUUCCUGGCCUUACCUGGUGACAGCGGAGUCAUAACCUGUGGGGCAGCAGGAGCCACACAAAGCUACGUACAAAACCACGUGGAGGAGCAGCCCUCCUUACAGCAGCCAAAUGGAAACUCGGCAGGCACCUCUGCCUAUCAAGCUGUCCCUGGGAAUGAUUUCUAUAUGCCGGGAGCUCCAUUCUCAAAUCAGUUGCAGUCAGGAAUGCCAUUUUCUAGCACAGCAGAAGGACAGUACUUCCCAGAGCAGGUUUCCUACGCUCAGCCACCUUGACUGCCCUCCUCUCCAUGUUUUCUUCAAGUGCCUCAUGGAACAACACUGGGAUCCGUGCCACAUACUGGAAAACCAAAGAGGAGGACACCACCAGACCAGAGUUUAUACCAGUGCCACCAAACAGAGCCAGCAGAGCUGACGUUGCUUGCUGAAAGAGAAGAAGUAGAGAGUAGCAGCAAGCAAGGAGAGACUAUCGUUGAUAUUAAAGAAGAAACAAAUGACUUGUGCUGCACUCUGCGAGGAAAAAAAAACAAAGGAAGAGGAAACAUUACCAUUUUAAACUCUGCAAAAUAA
Messenger RNA from Calidris pugnax (ruff), 2205 nucleotides. RefSeq names its product NOBOX oogenesis homeobox (gene NOBOX). Gene Ontology annotation, biological process: regulation of transcription by RNA polymerase II. Gene Ontology annotation, molecular function: DNA-binding transcription factor activity, RNA polymerase II-specific; RNA polymerase II cis-regulatory region sequence-specific DNA binding. The transcript is spliced from 10 exons. NCBI's taxonomy places the organism in Eukaryota, Metazoa, Chordata, Aves, Charadriiformes, Scolopacidae. The record is from RefSeq and is a predicted model, not a curated record.